GGUGGGGAGAGUUCUUUUCCAAAAGCGUGCAUCGGCUGUCAUCGGAAAAAAAUACCUCUCGGUGAGAAUCGCUUUCUGCGCGUUCUCUGCGUACUCUGGGAAAGAAAGAAAGGAAAAGAAAAACGAAAAAAAAAGAGAGCUCCCUCGAGCAAACCGACAAGUUCGCCGCGUAUUCGCGGAUCAAUCAGCCGUUCUUCACCGCCUCGUGCGCGUACGUAACCCGUUUUUACUCGCAUUUACGUACACAAGUGCCGCGGAACAACGAGAAACGAACGGGCUGAAACGUAGAGACGUAGUCGUGAGGAACGAUCUCGCAGAGUGUAACGCGCGCUACGUGACCGAUAAUGUGACGGAAGAGGUAGAGUUCCGGGGCGCUGCUGUGUGGUCGUUCGCCGAAUUACGGCACGACGUCGCUGCUUGUCGGCGGGAACGUUGAAGUUCCCCGCGAGUGUUGGUCACGAAGACCAGGAGGAAAAGUCGUCCGCCGAACGCGGUAACUGCAUUCUUAUCUGUAAAACGCGCGAUAGUGUAACAGCAUUAAUCGUCGUAGGUUGUAGCUGCAUCGUCGAAUAUCGCUGUGUGCAUGAGCGCGUGUGUGCAUGCACCGUCUACAAACACGUGGUAGAUUAGAUACAGUCAGCGCGAGAGGAUAGCAGUCGGCGUCAAUUCGUUGACGAUUACGGAACGAUCGUAUCUCGCGACGUCGAGGGAGUAUCCCGAGAGUUGUCUCUCCAUCCUUUCCGGCACGAUUUACCGACCAAUUCGAGACGAUCAAACCUUCAAUUCAGGCUUUCGUUCUUGAUCGAUGAAAUUCUCGCUCGUUUCGUCAAACGUGCCUGGGGUGAGAUAAAGGGAAACAACGCGCUCUAUUAGGGAAUAAUAGAUGCUCUUUCUUAAAUCGUCGAAGUAGGUGCAGACAUGUCUUUUCGUGUGGUGCGCAGCAGCAAGUUCCGCCACGUGUACGGGACAGCUUUGAAACGUGAACAAUGUUACGACAAUAUAAGGGUGUCGAAGUCUUCGUGGGACUCAACCUUCUGCGCCGUGAACCCGAAAUUCCUUGCCAUCAUCGUGGAAUCCGCAGGCGGUGGUGCCUUCAUAGUUUUACCGCACAACAAAGUAGGCCGAAUACCAGCAGAUUAUCCAUUGGUUGGUGGACACAAAGGUCCUGUGUUAGACAUUGCGUGGUGUCCUCACAAUGAUAAUGUCAUAGCGUCAGGUUCUGAAGAUUGUGUAGUCAAAAUAUGGCAAAUACCCGAUGGUGGUAUUUCUAGGACAUUAACAGAAUCUGUGGUAGAUCUCCAGCUGCAUCAGCGCAGGGUCGGCCUUGUAUUAUGGCAUCCAUCAGCACUGAAUGUGUUGCUCACAGCUGGGUCUGACAAUCUCGUGUUGAUUUGGAAUGUAGGCACGGGAGAAGCUAUAGUACGAAUAGAUUGCCAUCCAGACAUGAUUUAUUCUGCAUGCUGGAACUGGGACGGAUCCAGAGUAGUUACCACUUGUAAGGAUAAAAAAAUCCGAAUUUUGGAUCCAAGAACUGGAGAGAUAUUGGAAGAGGCUAUUGCACAUGAAGGUAGUAAAGCAACCCGUGCAAUCUUCCUCAGGGGAGGCUUGAUCUUUACCACAGGUUUCAGUAAAAUGUCUGAAAGGCAGUAUUCCCUGCGCGCUCCAGAUAUGUUAGGUGAACCCAUAGUUAUGGUCGAAUUGGAUACAAGUAACGGUGUUAUGUUUCCCUUGUACGACCCUGACACAAAUUUAGUGUAUUUAUGCGGGAAGGGCGAUUCUGUAAUUCGAUAUUUCGAAAUUACCCCUGAACCUCCCUUUGUUCAUUACAUCAAUACGUUUCAAACUCCUGAUCCUCAAAGAGGUAUAGGAAUGAUGCCAAAACGAGGCUGUGAUGUUAAUAGCUGUGAAAUAACUAGAUUCUACCGGCUCAACAACUCGGGCUUUUGCCAGGUUAUCUCUAUGACUGUACCGAGAAAGUCAGAAUUGUUUCAAGAAGAUUUGUAUCCUGAUACUCCUGGUGACACUGCUGCGAUAUCUGCCGAAGAGUGGGAAAACGGAACCGAUGCAGAUCCCAUAUUGAUCUCUUUGAGAGACGGUUAUCAACCCUCGGUAGCCAAGAACGAAUUGAAAGUGCAUAAAAAAUCAAACAUAUUGAGUAAAGGAGCAAAAGUUGCUUCGAAUUCUGCACAGAAUGCACAAGCAUCGGCAGGCAUUACCGAGGAACUUUUGAAGGAAUUUACGGAGGAAAUACGAAAACUGAAAGCGGUGAUCGUGAAACACGAGGGUAGGAUACGGGUGCUCGAAUCCGCCGUUGCUCUUCAAAUGAAAGAAGAAGAAAGAAAGGAGAAGUCAUCUUCACCGACUGACAGAGAAAUGCUUGCAUCCGACGAGGUUCAAUAUGUGAAACCAUCUGUUACUAGCAUUAAGAUUUCAGAUUGUCUAAUAUGCAAUACUUUCAACUCCUACAAUCAUUCAAGAAAAAAAAAGAAACAAGUGUAAAAUAACAAAAUAUGUCUUAUAUCGUCUUAUUUCCGGUAUUACGAGUAAUACACAAUUCAUAUGUAAGUUACAAGAUAACCGAGAAGAAAAGAAUCACUAUUUUAUGAACUUUUGCAAAAUAACAAAUAAUAAGAUCAAAUAUUUUUGACUAAUCUGUUUUUUGACAUUGUGAAAGGAGAUCGUUAAUUUUGUACAAAAAUAACGUGAAUAUAAAACAAUAUUGUAACUGAUUGAAGAGAAUUCUGUAUAUUCUUAAAUGAAACACCCAUUAUUCUAAUAUAUUUAUAUAUUAAUGUGCAAUAUAUUUUAUAAUAUAUAUAUAUAAUAUAUUUUUUUCAGAAUUUAA
This is a messenger RNA of Heterotrigona itama, 2845 nucleotides long. Lineage: Eukaryota; Metazoa; Arthropoda; Insecta; Hymenoptera; Apidae. The record is from the annotation of a GenBank genome assembly.